AUGACUUCCACAUCUUUCGGACAGAUUAACUCAUGUGAGUAGGGACGGGUACAUUUGAAAUUUGAAUCCCCUAUCUUAAGGCAUUAAGCUAAAAGGACCAGACCAGAGCCAGAACCCCAUUUAGAAAUAUGGUUGACUUGAAUUGAACGAUGGAAAACAAAAAAAUUAUGGUGUAAUGAAAUUGAGCCGAUCCUACAACGCUUGUCGUAAGAAUAUUCCUUUUCACGGGUGCGGGGAGAGCAGCCAACACGAAUGAUUGUUUUCAUGAACGGAGCGUGAGAAAGCAGCCGAAGAGUUCCCCCAUAUUCCAGCCGCUCUGACGACCAGACAUCGUGCCCACUACUCGGAUCUCAUUCACUCGCCGCACAUCUUCCGAGUUGCCAACUCCGAGGAAUCGUCGCGAAUGGACAAACUAACUGACAUCGUGCUGAACAAAGGACAAGAAGGCGAGGAAGAGCCGAAUGGAAAGUUGUGAGCGUUUCUUUUUCUCCGCUCCAACGCAGACUAAUCCAUCUUUCACCAAUUUCCAGGGAUUGGAUACUCGCCGGCAUCAUCUGCGCCAUUUGCGUCGCUUUUCUAGUGAUCGCCGUCAAAAUAUGCUAUAAUUACUCGAAAAAGUUCCCGGAAACUGCUGGAAAAGUGAGCUACUUUGCAAUUUAAAAUUCUAAAAAGUUAUGUUUUGCAGGACCACGAAACGAUCGACAACUUUAACAGACGAGCGAUUUCAACAAAGGGAACACGAGGACACGUUCGAUAUUCGGUUGCUUAA
Caenorhabditis sp. 36 PRJEB53466 is the source of this 769-nucleotide messenger RNA. NCBI's taxonomy places the organism in Eukaryota, Metazoa, Nematoda, Chromadorea, Rhabditida, Rhabditidae. The record is from the annotation of a GenBank genome assembly.